GCGUCGAGGCUGCACCAAGCCGGAGGGAUGGAGCCAGCGUGCGCGUACGGCGCCGGGAAGGCCGGGAGCGUCUCCUUCGACCCGGUCGCCUUCUUCACGCACCCCCGGACCGUCCUCAGGCUGAUGUCGUGGGUUUUCUCCUUGGUGGUGUUCGCCUGCAUCGUGAACGAGGGCUACAUCAACAUCGGCAGCGAGCGUUUACUCUGCGUCUUCAACAACAACGCAGACGCCUGUAACUAUGGCGUCACCUUGGGCGUGGCCUGUUUCCUCGGCAGCAUCUUUUUCAUGGUUCUGGACUUUUACUUUCCCUCCAUCAGCAACGUCAAAGACAGGAGACGGGCUGUCCUGUUGGACCUCAUCUUCUCUGGUCUCGCCAGCUUCCUGUGGUUCGUUGGCUUCUGUUUUCUGGCCAAUCAGUGGCAGGCGACCUCUCCAGACGAGCUGCCAUUGGCCCAGGGCUCCGACGCCGCCAGAGCCACCAUCGCCUUCUGCUUCUUCUCCAUCCUGACCUGGGCUGUACUGACGCUGAGCGCACUGCGCCGCUUCUUAACCGGCAGCAGCACGAACUUGUUCACAUGGCAACACCUGGAUCCUCCGCCCGGCAACGCCCGAGCAACGCCGUACCCCAUCGCCAACGGAGCCACCAUCGUAACCACCAACCCCUACCAGGCCCCGCCCUUCACCGAAACCCUGGACCCCCAGAAACUCACACAGCAGAGACCCAUGGCCCCCGCCUUCUAGAGACAAACAGACAGACAGACAGGCAGACAGACAGACAGACAGGUGUGUGAGCGGGAGCGCCACUGCACACAACGCGGGAACAGACGACUUCCUGUUUCGCUGAUUAGUGGCUUUCCAUCCUCUCCUGGGAUUGGACGAAUUUUGGGUCAUGUGAUGAUGAUGUGUGAUCUAUUUUCACUCUGGCAACUGCUGGCUCAGCUUAGUUAGUCGUACCUCUCUGUGUCAAGAAUACCGUCUUCUUCUGUUCAUGCACACACACACACACACACACACACACACACACACAUUCUUGUACUUCUAUCUUUGUGGGGACCCUCAUUGGAAUAGUGAAUUCCCUUGCAAGGUUAUGAUAGUUUUGAAUUUUUAAUUUCGUUGUGAAUUUUUGUUUUCAAAUUCAGUUAGUUUUAAGUAGUUUUUAGAGUGAGUUUGGUAGUUUUAGUUUAGUGUUUGUUUGUUUUUUGAAAUGCUUUAGUUUUAGUUUCGUUUUUAUUAGUUUUAGUGUUAGUUUUAGUUUAGUUUUUACUAGUUUUAGUUUUUUUGUAACGGGGUAUUUGUUGGGUGGGAGAUUAAAAGAGGUCAUAAUAAAUGUUGCUUUUAUUUCCUUUAGUCUUAUCAAUCUUCAUUAUGUAUGAAAAAAGUUGAAAAAGACGAAAACGAAGGACAAUUUCACUAUAAUUUUAGUUAGUUUUGUAACCACACAAUACAGUUUCAGUUAAUUAUCAUUAUCAUGUAACCUUUAACCCUUAAAACAAAGUCUGGAAUCUAAAAAAAAAAAGCCUUUAAAGAAGUGAGGACUGGCCAAAAUGUCCUCACUUUGCAAAAAUGUCCUCACUCUGUUGGUUAAAAAUGUGUUCUGGUCCUCACUAUGUAGGAAAUACAAGAACACACACACACACACACACACACACACAGAUGUCGAUGCACGCUAACACAGCUGUACUCACUCACACCUGGCACCUGGAUACAUAUAUUCUGUCUGUACACCUGGAAACACACACACACACACACAUAUAUAUAUAAAUUAACACUCCUGUAGUCUCACACACACACACACACACACACCCUGACUGCAUGUUCAUACGUUGAGGUGCAGAUUAAAAUAGAUGUAGAUCAGUGAUGAUGCUUCAUCUGCCUUAUAAAGGGAUACAAGGUCUUUUGUGAAGGAAAUAUGGAGGACAGUGAAGCCCCGUUUAUCUGCUCAGUCAGUCUGACCAAUCACAAGCUGCCCUGCAGACAUGUGGCCCUCUGAUUGGCUGAGACUGAGACAGACAGGCAGCUUGACCAAUAGAAACAGGGUGAGGGGUGGCAGAAAUUGGUACAUUUUCUUGGCAAGAAAAUAAAGGCAGGACAGCUUAAUGCAUUCUGAAUGCUAUAUUGUUUCAGUGUGAAAUAUUCAUGUGAUUAAAUAUUUUAUUGUGAUAUGCUGAAGUGGUAAAAUGAAAUAUGAAAAAUAAAAUCUAUCCACCACCGCUA
Molecule: messenger RNA, 2214 nt
Organism: Centropristis striata (black sea bass)
Lineage: Eukaryota; Metazoa; Chordata; Actinopteri; Perciformes; Serranidae
Product: synaptogyrin-3-like
Exons: 4
Coding region: 28-741 (237 amino acids)
Cellular component (GO): neuromuscular junction; synaptic vesicle membrane
Source: RefSeq, a predicted model, not a curated record